AUGAGUACUCAGACGGUCAACGUUCUCAUUCUUGGAGCGACCGGAUACACUGGCACGCUCAUCACCGAAUAUCUCGAACAGCACCCAGAACGAACAAAGUUUAGCCUCGGAAUCGCUGGCCGCUCCCUGGAAAAGCUCCAAAAGCUGAAAAAGGACCUUUCUCUCUCUGCAGGUGUCAAACUCUUUGCGUUUAAUCUCUCGGAUGAGCACGCCAUCAACGACACUGUCCGACGCGCCAAUGUGAUCAUCAAUUGCAUCGGUCCUUUCUGGCGGUACUCGACCCCUAUUGUCCGGGCAUGCGCCGUCAAUGGCGUCCACUACGUUGACAUUACCGGAGAGCCCUGGUGGAUCCGGGAUCUCCUCAGAGAGUACGAUUUUACUGCAAUGAAAUCCAAGGCGAUUAUCAUCCCCGCUUCAGGGAUGGACUCUGUUCCCAGUGAUCUCGCCGUGUACCUCUCCGCGCGUGCAUUGUUAAAACGAGGAGAGGGGAUAACACUAGGCAAGAGCGUGACAGCAAUUCGGGUCCCACCUGGAUUGUCGGGUGGGACGCUCUCGACCGUCCUGUCUGCUGCAGAGCUUCCAAAGAGCAAGUUAAUCGGCCUAGAGGACCCAUUUGCGCUCACUCCAGCCAAGGGCAUCGUCCGUCCAUUCAAAAUGGUCCACUCUCUCCCCUUUACAUCCAUCUACGGCGGCCAAUCUCUGAUGGAAUCGAUAAACGAGAAGAUUGUCAACCGGACUUGGGGUCUCUUAGAAGCAGACGCGCUCUCCACCGAACUCUCCGCGUCGAGACACGCACCCCCGUUCCGAUACGGUCCAAACUUUGUUUACCAAGAGUUUUCGCAGACACCUUCACGGUUUGCUGGUUUGAUGCUCAGUGUCAUGUACUUUUUCGGCGCCGCUGUAGUCUUUCUUUUUCCUCCUGUGCGGUGGUUCUUGAAGAGGUUUGGUCCGCAACCUGGUGGAGGACCAAAGCAAGUGUUCACGGACAAGGCCAAGAUUGUGUACACCAACGUCACGUCGACAGAUGGUCCAAAGCCAGAACACGUCAAGACGCGAGUCGAGUUUCGUGGAGGCGCGUACACCACUACCGCAGUUCUCGUAUCUGAGUCUGCUUUGGCAAUAUUAUUCAACCAUGCGGAAUUGCCCAAGCUUGGGCAAGCUGGAGGUAUUCUUACACCCAUGGCGGCACUCGGCGACACAUUGGUGACGCGCUUGCUCAAUUCGGGUCGUCUCACAUAUGACACGCACACCCUUCAUCCUGGAGAAUCUCGCAAGGCAGUCUAG
Serendipita indica DSM 11827 is the source of this 1284-nucleotide messenger RNA. The record is from the annotation of a GenBank genome assembly. NCBI's taxonomy places the organism in Eukaryota, Fungi, Basidiomycota, Agaricomycetes, Sebacinales, Serendipitaceae.